Molecule: messenger RNA, 2256 nt
Organism: Ixodes scapularis (black-legged tick)
Lineage: Eukaryota; Metazoa; Arthropoda; Arachnida; Ixodida; Ixodidae
Product: membrane metallo-endopeptidase-like 1
Exons: 1
Coding region: 1-2256 (751 amino acids)
Biological process (GO): protein processing
Cellular component (GO): plasma membrane
Molecular function (GO): metalloendopeptidase activity
Source: RefSeq, a predicted model, not a curated record
AUGUCGGAGUCCUCCGAUGAACUGCCGAUGCAGUCGACGCGGCUGCCUGCCCGCACCGCUGCAAGCGUGGCGCCCGGCGGCCGCACCAGCCACGCCACCACGGUGCUUUACUUCCUCACAGCAAGCGCCAUCUUCGUGUCCGUAGUGUCCCUCCUGGUCGGCCUCACGCCCUGGAGACUCUUCGGCCUCGCCGUACCGGGCACCGACAAUGGCGUCGGUCCCGACGAUGACGACCGGGCGGAGGUCAGAGCACCCGCUGUAAUGAAGUCGUACCAUAACGUCGACCCGGAAAGCAACGUCUGCAGGACUGUGGCCUGCGAGAACGAAGGUGGCUUACUGUUCCGCCAGCUAGAAUUCCACCAAGAGCCCUGCGACGACUUCUAUGCCUACGUUUGCAAACGCUGGGAAAACAGCCACAAGCUUCCGUUCGGUGCCGCCAAGUUUUCUGUAGACGACGCGUUGCUGGAUCAGUACGAGCUGCUUCUCGCAGACGUCAUCCAGAAGGGACGCCCCGGAUACGAAGCCGUGAGAGACAUCUUCUUGAGGUGCGAGUACCCGCGGAAAGGCGACACGUAUUGGCUGGACACGCUGAAGAAGAUCGGGCUUCAUCCGUUCCCCGUUGUGCUUAAGAAGGGGCACACGCUCGACGCAAUCAUCAAAGACCUGAUGAGUCUCGGAAUUCAACCUUACUAUGCCUUGUCGGUUGAGAGAAAUUUCGACAAUCCGGAGCAGUCCUACGUGCUAGUCCGAGAACCUAGUUUGCUCAUGGGUCCUCUUCGACUUGGACUGGACAUAGAAUACGCGUACCUGGACGAUGCGCUUUCUGGAUUCAUCAUGGAGAUCCUAGACCGCAACCAGACGAUCCAAAGCAACGUUCUUAAGAUGGAGCGGCUUCUGUCGUCUUCUAUGGAGCGGCAAUCUGAAUCAGGCUUGGGCUUGCAAGACGAACUGAUCGAUCUACCUAGCCAGUUUAAGGACCUGGCCGCGAGAAUAAGGUUGGUUGUGGCCCAAGCAUUUGGGACGGACCUUUCAAAGAGACCACUCAAGACCGCUUCUCUCAAGUAUCUCCAUGCUCUCGAGGAUGGUCUGGUGCGCAACGAGUACGGCAGCUUUUUAAACUACCUUGCCUUUCGGACCUUCGUGGAGAUAGCAGCGGACAACGAGUUGGACAUGGGCGAAUUGAUGGCCAUUAAGUACGCACGUUACGCGGGAUACCCUUCCCCGCGCCCUCUAACUCGCCGUCGCUUUUGCGUCCGAAUGAUGAACGCUUACGAACCUGCCCUCCUAAUGCACAUGACCAUGGACGCUGCAUCGAACAAACUCGGUGGUAAAGCGGCCUUCAACCCUCUGCUCGACCUAUUGGAGACAGUACUCAACGACACCUUGUACUCUCAGACCAGCUUCGACGUCGACUUCAGGGACAGCCUAGUCGAGUCCCUAUCAGCCAUCAACUGGGAACCGAUUGUGCCGGAUGCUGUCACGUCCCACAACGAAUUGUUCCGUCGUUUGGUUUCCAUCUACGAGACCGCGGCCGGCAGCAAGAGGGUCAUCGAGAGUUACAUGUCCCUCUCGACAAUGUUCAGCUUCAGAGACUUCGCACAGAAAGACUUAGACAAGUGGGUCGGGUGGAGAGGCGGCAUGCUGAGCACGUACGCUCGUCUCGAAGCUCCUUUUUUAAAACUGGAGAUACCGCUGCCAGUCUUCGACUUCAAGAAGGAUCCCGAUGCAUCGCUCGAGCGGUUUCAACUGCCACGCAUUGGACCACGCGUCUUCUACACCAUGUACCACGCGGUCUACCACUUUGCUUACAACUACGGGGCAGGAAAGCGACCGUCUCGGUUCGUCUCCAAGCUACACGCCCUGAUGGACUGUUUGGGUCGCCAGUAUAGAAAGAUACGCUGGAAGGACUCACGCCGGCGGAUCGGAAGGAGCUCGUUCUACUCCAACCUUCUGGAUUUCAUGACUCUGGAGCCAUCGUACGACUCUUACCUCCGCUACGCUGAGCAGACAAAGAAGAACGACCGGUUGCCGAAGUUGGAGAACCUUACGCCACGGCAGCUGUUCUUCGUGGAAUACGCCCGAAAUUUCUGCGAGGUGAACAACGACACGUUUCUCGAUCGGGUUCUAGACGAAGGCCACGUCAGUCCUGCCUGGUACAGGGUGAAUGGUCCGUUGAGGAACUUCAGGCCCUUUGCAGAUGCCUUCUUGUGCAAGCCAAACACCUUUAUGAACCCCGUCCACCGCUGCACCCUCUAG